Messenger RNA from Dreissena polymorpha, 647 nucleotides. Its product is annotated as biglycan-like. The record is from RefSeq and is a predicted model, not a curated record. The transcript has 4 exons. Lineage: Eukaryota; Metazoa; Mollusca; Bivalvia; Myida; Dreissenidae. Bases 333 to 647 code for a protein of 104 amino acids. Gene Ontology annotation, cellular component: plasma membrane. Gene Ontology annotation, molecular function: protein binding.
GACCGGUGUGACACAAUGUAGACGGAUCAUGUUUUGUUAGGUUAAGUAGCAGUAUAAGCAAAAUGGAUUUUUAAGAAAAGAGCCCUAAAUUCCGGAUUAUUCCGCAGAUAGUCGAUGUAUCACGAUUGACUGUUAAGUUCUUGAAUCAACAGCCAUAUAUUGUAUAGCUUGUAAAAUUCAUGUCUGACCAAUCAGUGACAAUCUUACUGAUCACGUGGAUCUGUCGAUUGAUUUGCUAACUGCGCAUUCGUAUUUACGUCAGUGGCUGUAAAGGUUGAGUUGAUUUAUAUGAAGUAAUCGGAGUAUAGGCAUUUAAAACACCACAUACUACAAUGUCCACGUGCAAAGCGGUCGUGUUGGCGGUGAUUCUUGCGCUGUGCACGGGUAUCUCGAGGGGCCAGUGUCCAGCGACGUGCCAUUGCGACGGAACUGUCGUAAGAUGCAAAGGACAACAGCUGUUGACCAUACCCCUUUCCCUACCGGACGCUACCACUUACUUGGAUUUAUACAACAACUCUAUCGCAUCCCUUCCUGCGGAUGCAUUACAAAGACUGACAAACCUAAAAACACUGGGUUUAGGCAGCAACAGGAUCGCAUCCCUUCCUGCGAAUGGAUUUGAAGGACUGCGGAACCUUCAGACAUUGUAA